Pichia kudriavzevii is the source of this 1176-nucleotide messenger RNA. RefSeq lists its product as uncharacterized. The record is from RefSeq and is a predicted model, not a curated record. The coding region runs from base 1 to 1176 and encodes 391 amino acids. Lineage: Eukaryota; Fungi; Ascomycota; Pichiomycetes; Pichiales; Pichiaceae. The transcript has a single exon.
AUGCCAACAGAAUUGCAAGAACUUGUUGGAUUUUUGCAUGAUGAUUCUCUCAAUGUGAGAGAGAUUGCACUUCAGCAUUUAGUCCAAUAUUCGCCUGGAGGAGCUAACAAUCAACAGGCUAUUUUCAAGUAUGACAAUUGUAGGGCCAUCCCAGAUCUAAUCAAGCUGUGUGGAGAAAAGAAGGGGAAAACUGUCAAUGAAGCGUUAACUAUUUUGGUUAAUCUCUGUGACGAUGUAGAGCUCCGUCAACUUAUAUCGAAAGAUAGGGAAUUUUUGAAAAGCUUAAUUGAAAGCUUACCAUCUCCAACCAAUCUUAAUGGUGAUUUAAUGUGUAUUUUACUAGCAAACCUAGCUAAAACUGAUAACAUUUUAGAAGUCUUCAACAUGAAUAUAAAGAUUGCCGAAAGUCAAAAGGCCAUCUUUAAGAGUACCAAAGCUAUGGAUUGUUUAAUGGACAUGUUUGUCAAAGGAUACGAAAGAAAAAUCAACAAAUAUGCAUGUUAUGAUUAUCUCUCCUACUUUUUUGCGGAUAUAUCUAGAUUCAAGCAAGGCCGUGAUUAUUUUGUUACUGAACAAGAGUAUGAUGGUAUAAUCCCACUAACCAAGAUUCUAGUGUUCACAGAAAAAUGGGACGCCAAAGUCAGAAGAGAAGGGGUUGCCUCAACAAUCAAAAACUCACUAUUUGAUAUUGAAAAGCAUGAAAUUUUUUUGAAUGAACCAGUCAAUUUGCUGGUAUACUUGUUAGGCCCUAUAGCUCUUCCUGGGAAUAAGGGCUUGGAUGAUGAUGAAAUCAUGGAGCUACCAGAUGAACUUCAAUUCCUUGAUGACAACAAGCAGGUGGAAACUGUAAAGGAAAUCAUUGCUGUGCAUUUGGAGAGUUUGUUAUUACUUUGUUCUACAAGAAAGGGAAGAGAUUUCCUAAGAAGCAAAAGUGUGUACCCAUUGGUAAGGGAAUUACACAAGGAAACAAAGGAUGAAACCAUUACUGAAUUGUGUGAUCGUUUAGUUCAGAUGCUGAAGAGAGAUGAGGGAGAACAAAAAGGUGAUGCUGAAGAAAUAGAAGAAAUCAAGGAUAUAUUAGAAAAAGUUGAAGGUGUUGAAAGUGAUGUCGAGAUGAAGGAUAAAUCUGAUGAUGAUGAUGACGAUGAUGCUGAAGGUAUGGUCGUUGUCUGCUAG